Passer domesticus (house sparrow) is the source of this 2684-nucleotide messenger RNA. RefSeq lists its product as uncharacterized. The transcript has 15 exons. The record is from RefSeq and is a predicted model, not a curated record. Gene Ontology annotation, cellular component: cytoplasm. The coding region runs from base 346 to 2400 and encodes 684 amino acids. NCBI's taxonomy places the organism in Eukaryota, Metazoa, Chordata, Aves, Passeriformes, Passeridae.
GCACGGCACAGUGCACAGAGCAGGCGCCGGGACAGGACAGGACAGAGCGGUGCUGUGAGGAGCCCCUGCACAGUGCACUCGUUCGUGUCCGACCCGGAGCUUUUCUGUGGCGUUGUUCCUGCUGCUGGCCUCGUGGCCAGACUGUGGCAUUUGGUGACCUGAAUCAUUUUGAGGAAUCUCUGUCAUUGUGGCAGGAGCCCUCAAGACCAGAGUGCAGGACUUGGUGUCCUACACCUUUCCUGAGGCUUCUCUGACUCAGGUGCCUUCAAGGCACGACUGCAAUUGCUGACCUGGCAAUAUCCUGAGGAUACUCUCUUGAAGGUGCCUUCAAGGCUGGAUGCUGCAAUGGCUGGCAGAUUUCCUGGCCUGUUGAAGGUGUUCAGGGGGAAAAAUAAAAAAGGCCCUGCAGCUACCCCAGCACAACAGCCUGAAGAGCCGGAGCGGAUCCAGACACUGCAGGAUGAUGCAUCCCUGGACGGGACACAAGCGCAGAAACCCGGCCGUGGCCGCUUCCACAGAACCCUGAAGAUGUUCCGGAAGUUUCUGCGCAUUCAGCGCAGAGAGACCGGGAGCAGUGCAGCUGAGGGCCCCGCCAAGCCUGACUCCGGGCUGACCGAGCUCCAGGCAGAGCCUGAUGUCAGCCUGGAUUCAGCUGAGCUCCCAGAAGACUUGGACACCUCAGAGACUGAAAUCUGGGCAACGGCUCUUCUCACAACAAUGACUGAGGAUGCAGUCAUCACAAACAGUGACAUUGAAGAGAGUGAGGGCAUGACAAAUACUGGCACCUCACCCGCCCCCACUGUUAUUCAUACUGCCCCUAUGGAAUUUUUCGAGGAGAGUGCUGUUCCUUCUCAGCAGCAGGUGCCAGCCAUUGUAAGGAACAUCCACCAGAGGCUGGUGUCCCAUGACACUGUGGAUGCCAGGCUGCAAACUGACAUUGUGAGGCUGGCUGAGGAACAUCCUGUUGACGUGGUGCUGACCCUCCUGCGCUGUGCCCCAACGUGUGACAGAGCUGCUGCAAUCAUGUGGAAAAGCAUAGGAUCAGUGGGACCAGCACUGGAGAAAGUGCUGCCAACACUGCUGUGUGUGAUGGAGGACUGGCCUGUGCACAGCGCAUCCACCUCCGAUGGGGAUGACACAGAUGUCUUUGCCCUGGCUGCAACUCUGGUGAUCUGGGUGAUUGUGUCUGAAUGCCACAAGGCCAUGAUCCCUUAUUCUGGGCGACUGUUUGUGGCUCUGCUCUUCCAUAUUGUCAUCACCACACAGCAGAUGCCACCAGAGGAAGCUGGGCACUUUUGGAAAGCAUGUCGGGAGGAACACCGCCUUCCCAGGAAGCCCAGCAGGUUUGCAGUGCAGGCCAUGAAGGCUCUGCUCUACCGCCUGCGGUGUGACAAGGAGGUGAUGGCUGUGGAGCGCAAGCGUGGCUGGGACACGCUGCUGCGUGCUCACACCCAGCACUAUGCCGUGGGUCUGCUGGCCAGGGAGAUGCGCCGUAUCUUUAUCCCCUUUUGUUCCCUCAUUGCAUUACAUCUACUGAAGGAGCUCCACAGGGCGGACCCAUACUGGGAUCUGCCCUUCCUGGCAUUCCUUGUGGAGGUCUUUGAGUGCUUGGACUUGUGUAAAUGUGGUGACAGCAUACUGGAGAUCAUGUCAAGGUGCCUGCAGAGCGAGUGCAGGGAGAGGCGUCGCCUGGCGCUCAGGGCCCUCAUGGUGCUCAGCAAGGAUCCCUUGAGGGCCAGAAGAAUGUGCAGUCUGUCUAAAAACCUUGUGGAGCUGCUGGGUGAUGCAGAUGGAUAUGUUGUCAGCAUGACCCUCUCUGUGCUCACAAAUAUACUUGAGAAUGACCACAUCCUGAUAUCCAGCACCACUGCCCCGCAGCUGGCUGAGGCACUCCUGCCACUCUUUGACUGUGACGACAUCCAUAUGCAGCUGCUCUCCCUAAACCUCUUCUUCAAGGUGAUGGACUUGGUAGUGAAGAAAGGAAAAAAGCCCCUGAAGAGAAUUGUGAAACAGAGCCUGCUGCCACUCUUCUUUCAUUGCCAUGAUGCGAACGAGCGUGUGGCAAAAGCCUCUCGUGAAUUGCUGCUUUGUGUGGUAAGGUUCCUGAGGAGAAGGAAGCUCAAGCAACUACUUAAGAGGGAGAAGAUGUUGAAGUUUGGCACCAGCCUGCUGGCAGAGGACACGAGCCGAGCGGCCGAGCAGCUGCGCCGGGCCCAGCGCUACCUCCAGAGCCCACAGGAGCCCCUGCGAGAGGCGGCCAUCAGGUUCAUGGGGUCUGCCAGGGUAUCCAUGAGGGGACAGAAGGAAGUGCUCGAGGUCCUCAAUGAGGCCAUUCACACCCGGAAGAAAGGCUGUACAUCCCACUGUAGCAGGAAUAUUCAAGCACAGUUUACAAGUUGAGUUGAAGAAUUAAGUUCAUCUUCAGGAUCCAGUGAAUCAGUGUCCUAAGAAUAGCACCAGGAGAUGCUGAAGAGGACACCAUCUCCACUGCCACUGGAACCCCACGCACAGCUGAUAAUUGGUACAGCGGAGCCUGUGGGACACUGGUCUGGCUUCAGCCAACUCCCUGCCUGUAGAUAGCUCCCUCCCUCCAGCUUUCACACCGUGUCGACCCUCCCCGCUUUGGUCCAUUCCAGUUCAUCCCUUUGCUUCGCCUGCCAUUAAUAAACAGUUUGGCUUCUUCA